This is a messenger RNA of Arachis ipaensis, 1368 nucleotides long. Lineage: Eukaryota; Viridiplantae; Streptophyta; Magnoliopsida; Fabales; Fabaceae. The record is from RefSeq and is a predicted model, not a curated record.
AUGCGGACCAAUUGCGAGGCUAAGCUCUCCAUAUACUUUGACAAAACUGAGCGUUGUUGGAAGGUGUGGAAAGUUGUGACAGAACUUAAUCACGACUUAACGCCUGCAUCGAUGGUCCAUCUGAUUGCCAACCAUCGUGAAAUGACCGAUGCAACAAAGGCUCAGAUUGAUGGGUUGCAUGCAAGUGGCAUUGCCACAUCGAAGAUUGUGGGAUACAUGGCCGGAAUGGCUAGUAGGUACUCGUUGUUGGGUUUCUUGAAGAAGGAUGUGUACAACUACGCUGAUAGAAUCCGACGCGCUAACAUAUCGGAUGGCGAUGCGAAUGCGGCUAUUGUUUAUCUGGAGGGAAAGGCUGGUUCGGAUCCCAUGUCGGUUGCUAGAUAUAGUGUAACAAAAGAAGAAAGGCUGGCAAAUUUAAUUUGGGCCGAUGGAGCUAGCAGAGUUGAUUAUCAAUAUUUUGGAGAUGUGCUGGCCUUCGACUCGACCUAUAAGAAAAACAAGUACAAAAAACCUCUUGUGAUUUUUUCAGGGUCUAACAAUCACAAGCAAACCACGAUUUUUGGGUUUCGGCUAUUAUUUGAUGAGAGUGUCACUUCUUACAAGUCGAUGUUAGAAAAUCUGUUUGAGGUGAUGUGCAAGAAGAAACCCUCUGUGGUUGUGACUAACGGGGAUAAGAAUGUUACCUCGAAUGUGAAAGAUGCAGUUUUACGUAGCUCUUUUAGAAGGUGGUUAUAUGUUGACAUAGAAAUAGAGGAGUUUGAGAUGAAGUGGGAGCAUGCGGUUGCUGAUUAUGACCUACAUGGAAAGGAGUGGGCCACCCAAAUGUAUGAGAGGAGGAGGAUGUGGGCAAAUGCAUAUCUGCGAGAUAAGUUUUGCGCUGGUUUUCGGACAACGUCUCGAUGUGAAAGGAUUAAUGCCUUUGUAAAAAAGUUCUCGAAGACAACCCACACUAUAAUUGAGUUAGUUCAGAAUUUAGAGUUGGUGGUCCGGGAGUACCAAAAUAAGGAGUUACUACUCCACUUCAACUCCAUGAAUUCCAUUCCAGUCAUGACCACUGGUUUGACCUCGAUUGAGCAACAUGCCACCUCAGUGUAUACGAGAGAAGUUUUUACUGAUGUCAAAAAACAGAUAGUUCGAGCUGCAGCGUUGAUUCUUAUAUCCAAGAAAAGGUGCCUAAACACAAUGGUCUACACGGAUGAGGAGUACAAGCUUCCAGCUAUGAGAAUCAAGGUUGCAUUUGGCAGGUCCUUGGAAAAAAUUGACUGCCAAUGUAACUUUUGGAGGAAGAAUAGGUAUCCCUGUAAACAUAUGUUCUUCGUGAUGAAGUCUGAACAUGUGACAGCGAUCCCGGAUGCACUUGUGUUGUAG